Molecule: messenger RNA, 381 nt
Organism: Lycium barbarum (goji berry)
Lineage: Eukaryota; Viridiplantae; Streptophyta; Magnoliopsida; Solanales; Solanaceae
Exons: 1
Coding region: 1-381 (126 amino acids)
Source: RefSeq, a predicted model, not a curated record
AUGGAAGAUAGGGAUGAUGUGCUCUACUCCGGCCCGUAUACUAUUAAUAAUAGACCUGUGAUUACCCGAGCAUGGUCACCUAAUUUUAGUUUCAAAAAUGAAGUGUUGAGGACAAUUCCCUUGUGGAUAAGACUACCUAACUUACCCAUGAACUGCUGGGGAACUGAGAUACUGAGCAGGAUAGGUAGUGUGUUAGGUUGCCCACUCUAUGCUGAUGCUUGUACUACAGAACUAGAAAGGGUGUCCUAUGCAAGGAUCCUAGUAGAAAUGGAUGUUAACAGGGAGAUGCCAAUGACUGUCAAAGUGCAAGAUCCUAGUGGUAAAAUGAUGAACAAGCUAUUGAGUAUGAUUGGAGACCAAUCUAUUGUCCUAAGUGUCUGA